Molecule: messenger RNA, 774 nt
Organism: Naegleria fowleri
Lineage: Eukaryota; Heterolobosea; Eutetramitea; Acrasida; Naegleriidae
Exons: 1
Coding region: 1-774 (257 amino acids)
Biological process (GO): regulation of ribosome biogenesis
Cellular component (GO): nucleolus
Molecular function (GO): nucleic acid binding
Source: RefSeq, a predicted model, not a curated record
AUGUCGGAACUUCAUCAACCCAACAACAACAACACAACAACAACAGACUCCAUCAAACCAUCCACUCCUCAUUAUGCUACCAAAUUUUCCUCUCUCUCUGGAUUUGGAUUGAAAAUUCUCGGAAAGUAUGGAUUUAAAACGGGUGAAGGAUUGGGAAGAAAAGGUGAAGGCAUUAAAUCUCAUGUAACUGCUACAAAAAAGUAUCACGAAACUGGAAUGGGAAUUGGUGCUGAUAAAGAGAAGAAGCCUAAUUAUUGGUGGGAAAAUGCUUAUAAUGAAAAAUUGAGUUCAAUUAAUGAAAAGAAGAGAAAAAGCUCUUCAUCAUCCUCUUCCGACAGUGAUUCAACGUCUUCAUCAGAUUCUUCGGGUGAUGAGAAUAAAAAAUCGAAAGACAAAAAGAAAUCAAAGAUCAUGAAAGAACAAAGCAAAGAAAAGAAAUCUAAUGACGAUAGUGACACUAGUAGCGACUCAUCUAGUAGUGAUGAAGACGAACAGAAGGAUAGGAAAUAUUGCACAGUGGAAGGAUCUUCAGUUCUCAACCCCGAGUUCUUUAAAGAAUGUGAAGGAAGGACUUUGAAGAAAUAUCGACAAGUCGGAAAGGAAUCUCGAGCGAAGAAACACGAAGAGGAAUUAAUUCAAAAAUUGAAAGAAGCUAAAGAGAAAAUGGAAGCAAUGAAUAAUCAGCGAAAGUUUAAACAAGUUGUGACAGACAAGCGAAAGGUCCAACAAAAGAAGAUCAAGAUUGGACAUUAUUCUCGAGAUGAUGACGAGUAA